CGGGAGUGUGGCGUGGAGGGCACCUGGCUACUGGAAGGCUGGACUAAUUACUCUCAAUGUCUCACAGCUAUUGAGCCCCAGGCGGGCUCCCAGGGCGUGGUGGAGGCUGUGCGUUUCAUCACCUUCAUCGGCGCCCUUCUCUCCCUCCUCACCCUCGCCAUCACUGUCUUCAUCUUCACCUACUUCAGGACGCUGGAGUGUGACCGCCUGAAGGUGCACAGGAACCUGGUGGCGGCGCUCAUCAUCAUGUUCCUGGUGAUGCUGGUGCUGACGGAGCCCUUUGUGUCCCGCCGUUCCUCCUACACCUACAGGGACGUGGAUUGGCUGUGUAAGGCGCUGCUGGCAAUAAGGAUGUACGCCCAGAUGGCCUCUAUAAGCUGGAUGUUCGUGGAAGGGCUAUUUCUGCACUCCCGGCUCACCUCUAAUGUCUUUGAUUCCGGUGCUCCCUUCCCUAUCUACUACACGAUUGGUUGGGGCUGCCCUCUCGUGUUCCUGGGCGCGUGGGCAGCCGUCAUGACCCUUCACUACCCCGUGCACUGCUGGAGGGGCUACGCCGGCCUGCCCUUCGUCUGGAUACUGGUGGCGCCCAUGGUGACGGCUCUAAUGAUCAACCUAAUGUUCCUGGUUAACAUAAUUCGAAUCUUGGUCACUAAACUACGAGCGAGUGACGCGGUGGAGACAACACAAGUCAGGAAAGCCAUCAAAGCCACAGUGGUGUUGUUCCCUCUGCUCGGCAUCACCAAUCUGCUCUUCGCUGUGAACCCUGGCGACAGAGGGCGGCUGGAGGGGGCCUACAUGCUCACCAACGCCAUCUUGCAGUCGUCACAGGGCGUGUUCGUGUCCGUGCUGUACUGCUUCAUGAAAACAGAGGUCCAGGAGCUGCUACGCAAGAGGUGGCGCCAGUACAGGAUGCGUCGCUUGGGGUUCCCCGCCACGCACCACCACCGUCGCAAAAGCACCAAGAGCACCAUCGUCCUAGAAAACUCGUGCUCCAUCCGCCUGAGUCCGCAGCGCACGCCCUCCCACCCCAGACUGCACGUGCACGCCUUUGAGACCUCCGCUGUGUGAGGCCCGUGAUGAAUGUCUUGUUUUCAAUCGUUGUUUUCGUUGUUUUCGUUGUUUUC
Messenger RNA from Scylla paramamosain (green mud crab), 1124 nucleotides. Its product is annotated as corticotropin-releasing factor receptor 1-like. The coding region runs from base 247 to 1068 and encodes 273 amino acids. The transcript has 8 exons. Gene Ontology annotation, biological process: cell surface receptor signaling pathway; adenylate cyclase-modulating G protein-coupled receptor signaling pathway. The record is from RefSeq and is a predicted model, not a curated record. Gene Ontology annotation, cellular component: plasma membrane. Gene Ontology annotation, molecular function: G protein-coupled peptide receptor activity. NCBI's taxonomy places the organism in Eukaryota, Metazoa, Arthropoda, Malacostraca, Decapoda, Portunidae.